Molecule: messenger RNA, 3473 nt
Organism: Ornithorhynchus anatinus (platypus)
Lineage: Eukaryota; Metazoa; Chordata; Mammalia; Monotremata; Ornithorhynchidae
Gene: FANCB
Product: FA complementation group B
Exons: 9
Coding region: 297-2873 (858 amino acids)
Biological process (GO): replication-born double-strand break repair via sister chromatid exchange; negative regulation of double-strand break repair via homologous recombination; interstrand cross-link repair
Cellular component (GO): Fanconi anaemia nuclear complex
Source: RefSeq, a predicted model, not a curated record
CCGGCGUGCUUCGCGCUCUGUUCCCGGCGUGCUUCGCGGCGCGGGCCGUUUGGAGAGGACCAGCCACGGGAGCUUGCCUGGCUGAGGGCAGGAGGCGUCUAGUUGGGGCCUGCGGCUGUCGUAGACGCCUGACGGAGACACGUUUGGCAGAGGAAGAGGGGAGAGGGGGGAAAAACCCCUCCACCGCCCGAAGAGGCCACGGCAAGAAGAGACGGAUCACUGUUCAGAUGACCUCUGGAAAACCAACCGAUAUGAGGACCUGAUGUGGUGGAAUUACCAGAGAGAGAAAGAGAGGAAUGUCAUCUAAAGAGGAGGGAAAAUUCUUGUCUUACAAUGGCGAAGUCCUUGUUUUUGAGCUGUCUAGAAGAAAAUCAUCAGGGGAAAGGCCUGAGAAAACAUCAAGACUCCACGUCCGAAAAAUGGCAUUUGAGAGAGGCACAAGAACGUUUGUUCAGCAGGCGGCUGAAAUAUUCAGCCUGCACGGGAAGCACUUCAGUGUUGAAAUGGUGUGUUGCAGCUGCACAGUCGACUGCCGGACAGGAAUUAAUCUCCCUUGCAUUUUGAUCAGAAAGGAGAAAAAAAAGAGUGUGUUCAAAUAUUUUUUAUUGCUCCUUCACAGCUCCAAUAAGUUUGAGCAGCGGUUGGCUUUUAAAUUGGACUAUGAGCUGCAAGAUGACGUAAAACUGCUUGCUGGCCCGUCCGUCUUGUGGAGGCAUUCCAGUGCCUUCUUUUACAUCUCCUCCCAAACUGCCACCGUGGUUAGUGCUCCUGUUCUAUUUUCUUCGAUCAAGUGGGCAGGAGAUAUUGAAAAUCUAGGUACUGUUAUAUUGGGAGUAAGAGAAGCUCAUCCGCCCAUGGGAGAAAGCAGCCAGGCGGCUUCACAAUCAGAUGCGGCCAUAUGGGGGACUGAAUUCUUUGCAUACUCUAUCGAGAGAAAAGAAACACUGACGGGUGCUUGUUUCUUGCCCCACGCCUAUGGCACUGUGGUGACUUGUCUGCACGUCUGUGCAAUUGAGGUCGUGGACAAGCAGUUGAGAACAUCUGUGGUUGCUGUCACUUGCAAGAAUCAGUUGAUUUGGUUCCAAGAUGGUCUCCCCCAAAAUAUUUGCCAGCUUCCAUUUGAAAAUCCCUACGAAGUACAGGUUAUGGCUUCAGUUGGAGGGGACUUCUUCAUUGUCUUCUUCGAAUCCAAUAAUGUCUGUGCAGUUUGGAAAAAUGAUUUUCAGGUUACUUCCAAGUGGCAAAAUGUCAAGUCAGUUCUGGUAGAUGACUUUACCGGAAGUGGAACUGAACAAAUACUAUUGAUUUUUGAGGAUGAAUUCAACCCAGAUUGUCUGACGACAUUCAGAAUAACCAAUCUCAGUAACAUUAACUACUCAAGUGAUAGUUUUGAGUGUGAAGAAGAUGCUUCACCUGAAGAUCAACUACAGGAGAAUCGUUCCUUAAUGAUUCAGGCUCUUGAAACAAGAUUGCAAGUUGGUUUGGCUGGUAUUGAAGAAUUGAAACAGCAUCUACACCUCAAGGACAAAGUCAUUAUGAAGUCCUGCAGAGCUUUAGUAGAACUUGCCCGGGGGAAAGAAUAUACUCUUGGAAGUGCAGAGGAGGAAGGUCUUGUUUCUCUGUGGGAUGAUCCCGAGCAGCCUCUCCAUCCCAUUGAAAAGCCAAGCGACACGUCUCCAGAUUUAGAACAUCUAGUAGAGAAGCUGUGGCAUCGUGUGGUGGAUGACCGCUUGGUUGUUGGACUAAAAUUAAAGUAUUCACCUGUCAUGUCUCUCACUGACGUCACUUUAUAUCUGCUAAUGGAUGAACCUUGUGGUAUGAACUCUCCACUUAUUGAGUGUCAGAAUAAAGUGAUAAAGCUGAAAACGGAGUCUUUCUCAGCGACAUCAUUUUCAGUUUUGCCAGCAGAACCUGAAGCUAAAAGGAUAAAACUGGCCCAUCCCAAAAAGGAAGGGGAAAAUAAUUACGAUGAGCAACAGUUGCAUUCAGAUUGUAUACAAAUGUACACUGCUGUUACAUCUCUUUCACCUCUUUUGGUGUUACACAAUUUUUGUUGUGUUGUGCUGCUUCAUGCCCAAAGAAGAGAGAAUGAAGAGACCACUGGAAAAGACCAGGGACUUGCUAUGCCUUGUGGAAGAGUCUUUAUAAAUCUAGAUGACCUUUCCAGUGGAAAAUAUUCCGUAAAACUUUCAAGGAAAAAUAGUAGUCUUACAGGAUUUGUAGAGGAUCUUUUUGCCACUCUUGCUGUAUUUGACAAAUUUUGUUUCCAAAUAACAUCACCUGAUUAUAAACUGACUUCCGUGGCUCCCUGGCUUAUUGAAGACCUGGAAUGUGAACUAAUCAAGGAAUUUCCUGGCCAUCUGCUCUGUAAGAAGCCUGGAGAUGUGCAAGGAACCCUUUUCAACUGGAGCCAAAAAAUGCCAUUUGAGGGAAUUCUAGAAGUAUUCUGCAGAAAUCAAACAGUUUUGUUCCAGUGCCUUCAUGAUCUCACCAAGGUUCUCCCUCCAGGCUGUGUGGUAAAACAACUAAAGUAUGGGAGCAAGGGCUCCCUUACUGACCACCUGGCACUAGGUUUAGAAAAGGAAAUGGUUACCCUCAGGAGUUUGUUUUCAUCUGCCGUAUCCGAGGCUGCGCAAAAGUUGGCACUGUCGUGUGACGCUGACCCCCAAUGCAGCAGUGACACCGUGGCAGCUUCAUCACUCUCAGAAGAAGUAGUGCAGCAGUACAGAGACAAAUUUCAGAAAGAAAAAGAGCAAAGCAUGUUGGGGAUGAAUCUGACAAUCAGUGGUGCCCAUUACAGAGAAAUUACUUGGAAACUAGCUGAGAUUCAGCUAAAAUCCGACAGAGAUGCACAGAAACUGGACAGUUUAUAACUAUGUUCAAAACGUAAAUAUCUUUUGAAUAUUUUAACUCCCAGACUAUUUUUUAUUUUGCUGGGUUUUUUUCAUUGGUUCCUGUGGUGCCCAAAGAUCUAAAAAUCAUGACUUCAAAGCAGUUACAUUUGGUUUACUCUCCUCCUCCCCCACACCAGAAUCUAGCACAGCGCUUGGCAUAUACCAACCACUUAAAGGCACAAAGAAGUGAAGUGAAUUGUCCAAGAACACACAGCAGUCUAAUAGUGUACCUGAGAUUUGAAUCCAGGUCUUGUGACCCCCAAUCCCGUGCUCUUUCCUAAGCCACUUGGCUGCUUCUCUUUCCCUCCCCUUUCCUACCUCCCAAUUUUGGAUUUCACUCAGUAAUAAAUGAUGAAACUGUGUUUAAGUCUUUGAGCGGGGGUGGAAUUAUUGAAGUGAAAUGAAAAUCCUGUAUUUCCACCAUGCAGAUCUAAAAUAAGAGCAAUAAAUGCUGUGAUAUAGGGCUGGAGAACUCAAAUGUGUCAGUGGUAUGUCAGAGUUGUGUGUUUGCUCUCUUGAAUAAUGGAAUUUUUAGGCACAGAUAUCCAGUAAAGAAUAAAGACAUUUCAACCACUUAAA